Messenger RNA from Glossina fuscipes, 1342 nucleotides. It is a transcript of the gene Rtca, whose product is annotated as RNA 3'-terminal phosphate cyclase. The transcript is spliced from 3 exons. Bases 201 to 1280 code for a protein of 359 amino acids. Gene Ontology annotation, molecular function: RNA-3'-phosphate cyclase activity. NCBI's taxonomy places the organism in Eukaryota, Metazoa, Arthropoda, Insecta, Diptera, Glossinidae. Gene Ontology annotation, cellular component: nucleus. The record is from RefSeq and is a predicted model, not a curated record. Gene Ontology annotation, biological process: RNA processing.
AAUAAUAAAUAGGAAUAAAAAUAUAAUUUAUAAAAAGGAAAUCAACGAUGCUCCAUCUGACUAGUGGACGAUCCUUUUGAUCCACUUGUUAUUGAACAGCAGUAAAACAAAAUUCCCAACACUUAAAUAGACUAUGAAGACAAUUGGGAGCAUUGCCUCUUCUUGUUGACUUUAAUUGAACAGAUAACAACACAUAAGGAAUGUCAGGACCAAAUAGUAUUUUGGAAAUUGAUGGCAAAUAUCUGGAAGGUGGUGGACAAAUCUUAAGAAACGCCUUAAGCUUUAGUUGCAUAUUGCGGCGACCUGUCCGCAUUGUAAAUAUUCGUGCGAAUCGCCCUAAUCCUGGUUUAUCUAAUCAACAUUUAUUUGGUUUGAAUUUGUUGGUGGAUAUUACUGGGGCUCAAGUGAAAGGCAAUUCCAUUAAAUCCACAGAAGUAGAAAUUUGCCCUGGGAAAAUUAAAGCCGGAAAUUAUUAUGUUAAUACAAAAACUGCUGCCAGUAUAUCGCUUGUAUUGCAAAGUGCCCUUCCAGUGCUUAUAUUUGGAGCAGCCCCUUCACAACUAGAAUUAGUUGGUGGUACUAAUGUGGGCAUGGCGCCACAAGUAGACUUUAUGACUGAGGUACUUCGUCCUAAUUUGGAGAAAUUUGGUGUUACAUUUGAUUUUGAUCUAAUACGACGAGGUUAUUAUCCGCGAGGAGGCGGCUGUUGUAAGGUACAAGUUCCAGCUAUAAAAUUUAUUAAAUCGGCUUCUGUGGUGAAUUUUGGUAAAUUACAUGAGAUUCGUGGUUGGUGUUUUGUGGCUGGCAACUUGCCAGAGCGCUUAGCCGGUGCGAUGCAACAAUCUGUUGCUUUAGAAUUACAAAAAUUGAACUGUCGGCUUUUAAAUAUUGAGGCCUACAAAGAAUCGCCUGAUGUGGCUAAAGAUAAUGGUUCGGGAGUUAUUUUGCUUGGUUUAACGUCGGAAAAUUGCACUUUAGGCGUUUCGAAACUAGGCGAAAAGAAAAUUGAUGCCGAGAAAAUGGGUUCUGAUGCUGGUCGCAAUUUAUGCAAUCUCCUUUUAAGUGAAACCUGUGUGGAUGAGUACGUUCAAGACCAACUUAUUAUUUACAUGGCCUUAGCCAAGGGAAACUCGCAAAUAAAAACCUUACCCCUGACUGAUCAUACACGCACUGCAAUAUAUGUGGCCGAGAAAAUGACUGGUGUGCAUUUUGUUAUCGAACCGCAAGGUAAGCAUGUCUUAUUAUCCUGCACAGGAAUUGGUUAUGAAAACCAAAAUUGAAAAUUCAUGUAAGAACAAAACAAUAUUACAUGUAAAUACAUAAAAAUGUCCAGCACAUAAUU